AUGUCCGAAGAACUCAGCAAAUUGAAGAGCCAGGUGGAAGAGCUGCAACAACUGGUCAAGAAACAGAACCUCUUGAUCAGCAAGACAGGCCAGUCUGUGUUGGAAAUGCAAGUGGCUAAGCAGAAAAGCGACGUUGAAGACUUCGAUUCCAAGUACUCAGGAUUCAACAAGAGCGGGAAAUCAGGGUCGUCUGCUGGGCAUAACGACGCGACCGAUUUCGCCACUAACGAUGACCUGGUGCAGCUAGUGGGUGAGCUACAAGGUCAAUUGGAGUCCAUCGAGGAACGGUCCAUCAGAAGACUGGUAAACUCGACCAAGGUUGAAAAAAAGGAUUAUCUUGCGCCACUGCCCAACUCCGACGGUGAGAUCCCAACUAUCACGGAAGGCUUCUUCCCACGCUCGUUGGAAGACUUCGAAAACGUCUCUGACGUCGAUCUCUUCAAACUAGCAAAAUUCUACGAACUUUUAGCGCCCAGCGUGAAGGAACAGGAAAAGUUCGAGGAUUAUCUCGAGGGCAAGCUCGACAACUUCCAUAUCAACGACUUGCCCGAGGAAGACAUCAAAAAAGAGCUCGAGAAUUUCUCCGCAGACCAAUUGACCGAGACCUUUAACGACGUUGCAAGAUUUCUGGGCGUCAAAUCCAGAAGAGGCGCCGACAUCUGGUAA
This is a messenger RNA of Lachancea meyersii CBS 8951, 666 nucleotides long. The record is from the annotation of a GenBank genome assembly. NCBI's taxonomy places the organism in Eukaryota, Fungi, Ascomycota, Saccharomycetes, Saccharomycetales, Saccharomycetaceae.